UUCAUCUUUUUUCAAAAAUUCCCCAACUUCCUCCAAAAUUUUCACAUAAAAAUCACAACUUUUGAUGCUACAAACCAUUUUCAUAAGCAAAUCCCAAAUACAGUAAAACAAAUUUUCAUACGCCCAUAAGAAAACAGAGAUACAGAGAGAGAGAAAAGGUUGAAACUUUGACAAUAGUAUCGAACGAACCGAUUGAUUCCUUCCUCUCAUCUCAUCAUUGUUCCCUCAGGUUUACUCCUUUGACCCAAUCUUUAGGUUUUCGGAUUUGGGUAACCAAAAAGGUUUCGCCUUUUUCGCUUCUUUUGUGAGUUUGUGACACAUAUAUUAGAUUUUGAUUUCUGGGUGUUGUUCUUUGUAUUCGAUUAGCUCUGUUUCAAUCAUAAAGGUUGAAUCUUUAUCAAAUGACGACCAGUUUCGAUGAUAUUUUGGUCUCUUCAAGACAACUCCUUUUGCUUGCUUCGAUUUGUUGCGGUGCUCUCAUGUGCAAAAUCGUUUAUGACUUGACUCGUUUCAUUAGUCCAUUGCUCUUUGGUGUUUAUGGAAAACUCGACAGCAAAGUUAGAAUGGAAUGGAACAAUAGGGGAUUCUCAACCUUUCAUGCUGUUUUAACUUCUGUGGCUUCAAUCUACCUCUUGGUGAUAUCAGAUCAGUUUGAUGAGAAUGUUCAUGGUGAUGCAGUCAUCAAUAGUACAACGAGGUUAUCGGAAUCUGUAAUGGGGAUCUCUUUAGGCUAUUUUCUAUCAGACUUGGCAAUGAUCUUUUGGCAUUUCCCUGCUCUUGGUGGUAUUGAAUACGUUUUUCAUCACUUCUUAUCGAUGUUCGCCAUCAUUCUUUCUGUCACAAGUGGGCAAAGUCAGUUCUACAUAUUCAUAGUUCUCUUAUCAGAGGCCACAACCCCAUUUGUUAAUCUGCGGUGGUAUUUGGAUACUAGUGGUCAAAAAGGCUCUAAGGCUUACACGCUCAACGGGAUUGCCUUGUUCUUGGGUUGGCUGGUUGCGAGGAUCCUAUUGUUUAUCUACUUCUUUGUUCAUAUGUACCUCCAUUUCCAUCAGGUGAAGCAAGUGUUUCCGCUAGGAUUUUACAGCCUUCUUACGAUACCACCGGCUCUAGCAGUGAUGAAUCUCAUUUGGUUCUGGAAAAUCACAAAAGGAAUGAUCAAAACACUCUCCAAGGCAAAAACAUCAGGAAUGAAGAAACAGUGAUGGCUAGAAAGAUUUCCAAUUGCAUUCACUUUGAUCUGUCCAUGAUAAAUUGGUUGAUAUUCAUUCUGUGAUUGUCUUUUGAUACCUUUUGGGUUUAUGAACAAGGAUAUGUAUAUUCAAAACCUUUCAGCUGUUUCUUAGGUAUUCAACUUGUAAAUUUAGAAUUAGAAUCAGUGUUUCACGUCACUCAAAAUUCGAUGAUGCUACUCUUACCACAAA
This is a messenger RNA of Capsella rubella, 1421 nucleotides long. Its product is annotated as transmembrane protein 56. Gene Ontology annotation, biological process: lipid homeostasis. Gene Ontology annotation, cellular component: endoplasmic reticulum; membrane. The coding region runs from base 402 to 1202 and encodes 266 amino acids. The transcript is spliced from 8 exons. Lineage: Eukaryota; Viridiplantae; Streptophyta; Magnoliopsida; Brassicales; Brassicaceae. The record is from RefSeq and is a predicted model, not a curated record.